CCACCAACGCCGUUCUAGCGCAAGAGCUGGCUGCAGCGCGUGCCACGGCCACAGAUAUCGAAGACAUUGCUGACGAAGCUGCUGCUAAGAUCCUUGGAGCCAGCUGUGGCAAGGAUUAUGUCUUCCCACAAGUUCCUUUUUGGCGCUGCCAGCCUCGUCUACGAGACCAUGAAAAGGACUCGUGUGUGGACGCCCAAGACUGCUUUUUGUUCGCGCUUGGCCUCGACCGCCUUUCGCCCGUGCACACAGGUCGCUGUCGUUGUGAUAGGGAAACCAUUGCGGCAGAAAAGAAGCGGCGCGCCGAAGAGCGGGCUGCGCUAGAGGCCGAAGCUGAGGCUCUCGAGGCCGCCCAUGCCGAUGAUAAGGAACGUCCCACCAAAAAACGGGUCAAGAAAGAUGCCAAGGAAAAGAAAGCACCGCCACCACCCAAGUACAUGAUGUGCCACAUGUGCGGCCAAUGCCCCGGCUCCGAAGCGUGCGAACACAAGGCGUGCAAGAACUGUUGCAAGGCCAUGUGUCGUGAACAGAUUCUCGACUGUGAAAAGCACAGGAACUUUCAUCGCUCGCAGCCUGAGCGGUAUCAGCCGGACGGGGAGAAAGACAAGGCCGGGGCAGCCGGCCAAACUCCAGUUGCUGCCACAUAG
Molecule: messenger RNA, 644 nt
Organism: Monosiga brevicollis MX1
Lineage: Eukaryota; Choanoflagellata; Craspedida; Salpingoecidae
Exons: 4
Source: RefSeq, a predicted model, not a curated record